Molecule: messenger RNA, 1884 nt
Organism: Cryptosporidium ubiquitum
Lineage: Eukaryota; Apicomplexa; Conoidasida; Eucoccidiorida; Cryptosporidiidae
Product: AAA superfamily ATPase
Exons: 1
Coding region: 1-1884 (627 amino acids)
Molecular function (GO): ATP hydrolysis activity; ATP binding
Source: RefSeq, a predicted model, not a curated record
AUGGCUUUUAUUAAGUCAUUGCUAAAUUCGAAUGUACUACAUAUUUUCAGAGGGUACAUAAGAGGUAUUUUAGCAGAUAAUAAUGAAGGUUUUACUCCGCGUUCAACAAAUUUUUGUAUAUAUAAACAAGUAGCUGAUUCUCUUUCUAAUAACAUUAAGGAUCUAGUUCUGCAUGUUCUUAAUGAAGAACUGGAAAAAAGCAAAGAAGAAAAAUUAAUAGGAACUAUUGAUCUUAAAUUAAUUGAUCUUAUUACUGACGAUUACUUAUAUAUAAAUGCUCCAAUUUUGCCACUUGAAAAUAUAUUCAACAAUGAAUUUGAGAAAAUAAUAAAUAACUGUAAAUAUAAAUCCAACAACUUCAUAAUUAUUGAACUGCCAAAACAUUUUAGAUUAAAUGUUCUAUCCUCAAGAGAUUUAACUAAUGACCAAGUUGAAGAAGAUAAUCUUGAUUCUGAUGAUGGGUUACGCAAUGAAGUAAUACAUUUUGGAGUUUUUAAUACAACCACAAAUGAUCCUUCUAAUGAAUUUGAAGAGUCCAUCUACAGAGUAUUGAAAAGAUUUAUAGAACGUACUAUGAUGCAGGAAAACUUUAACAUUCAUUUAAUCAUGGUUUCACCAUAUUUUAAACCACCCCAAGUUCUUUUAGGAAAAGGAAUGUUCGAGAUUUACCUUUCUAUUGAAUGGGAAACUAACAAAUCUAAUUUAACUCAACUAAUCAAAGAUAUUUUUGAAGGUACUGAGGUCGCAAACGAUGUGAUUGAGAUGAUAAUUGCUUCUAUUUCAUAUCAAAAUAGUGCAUAUUCUACAUUAAUUGACUUGUGUUAUGAGCUAAAACAUUUUCUUGUUGUUAAGUAUAUUGGAAAGAGAGUAAUAAAAGGAAAAGAUGCAGAUUUAAAUGGUAUGAUGAAAAUUAGAAAUGAGGACGUGCAAGAGUUCUUGCAAAAAUAUAAUUCAAAGAAAUUAAGUUCUUACUAUUCUUCAUCUAUUGACUCUUUGAUUGCAACCAAAAUCUCAAUAGACAACGAUUUUGUGGGGCUAAACGAACUUAGAAAAAUGAUUAAAAAGUCCAUAAGUGCAUUAGAACAAUUUAAUAACCACUCUGAAUUUUCUGGAAACGAGCUUGAUAUGUAUGGAUAUCCAAUAUCUUGGUUUUUAUGGGGAAGUUCAGGGAGUGGAAAAAGCACUCUUGUUAGAAGUAUGACAUCGAUUAGUCCAAAAGUAAAGGUGUUGUUUUGUAAUAUUAUUGACUUAAUAAGCCCUCUCCACGGAAUCACAACACGGAAUCUUAGGCGUAUAUUUAAAAAUGCAAUGAAUUCUAGGCCAUGUAUAUUAGUUUUUGAUGAUAUUGAAACCUUGGGAACUUUCUCAAAAAAAGAAGACUUAAAUGAAGGUGAAGUUAGAUCUAAAAUUAAUAGAGAGUUGGCAUCUACUUUAUUAUAUCUUCUGGAUUCAGUUAUCUCUAUUAACCAGGACGUAGAAUUGAAUAAAGCUCUACCAAAAUUAAUAGAUAUGAAUCUGCAAGAGGGUAAUGCAAAAGAAACGAUUGAUCAAUUAAACUCUCAAGUAUCAAGAAAAGUAUUAGGUUUAAUGAUAAUUAUGACAAGUAGAGCUAAUAUGAGUCAUUUUAUGCCAGAACUUUUAUUAAAAAUCCAAAGACAUUCUUUUCUGCAAUUACCAUCGACGAAAGAACUCUUAGAUAGCAUUAGUAAAGGUGAUGAUUCUGAAAUAUCGAUUGCUGCACAAGAAGUUGCUGAUGAAAUUCAGAAGCUAAAAGGGGAUCGGUUAAUUAAUGUUAGUGAAUUCAAAAUCCUUGUUCAAAACAAGCUAUAUGAGAAGUAUGCCAAUAGAGAAUCAAAUUCAAAUAUUUGUGAGACAAAUCCUUAA